GAUGCCUCCCUCUGUCUCACUGUCUCUGUUUCACUGUGUCGGCUUUAUUCAACUGAGGAAGCCGAACGUGAGUCUUAUCGAUAAUAAUGAAAACUGAUGUUUAAGAGCGAACACUGACACCGGCUCUAACAGCUGUUAUCUGUAACUAAUUACUGGACAUAUACUGUCAUGCACAUGAUACAUAAAUUAUUUAUACCCUCAGGUCUCUUACCUUCUCUUCCACAAACACACACACAUACUUCUCUGUCUUUCUUGCCUCAGUGCUACGCUCCUCUUUGCUAACCUCGGUGCAGCUGCUCCGCUUCCACAAGCUUCUUAGAAACCAGGAUGGUGUCUCCUGCCAUCGCUCUGGCCUUCAUCCCCCUCCUGCUGACACUGCUCAUCAGGUACCGGUACUACUUUGUGCUGUUCUAUCGGGCUGUCCUGGUCAGGAUAUGGAAGGACUGUAUGACUGGUCUGAGUCGAGAGGAACGAGCCUACCAGUACGUUCUUACUCAUGCCACCCCCGGAGACCCCGAAAGCAUCCUGGACGCCUUUGAUGCCUGGUGCAGCAAGGUGGAGUUCAUCAGCAACAUUGGGCCUAAGAAAGGGAAGGUCCUGGACCGGCUGCUGAAGAACCAGAGUCCUUUGACCGUGCUGGAGCUGGGUGCCCACUGCGGGUACAGCACCGUGCGGAUCGCCCGAGCUCUGCCCCUGGGUGCCAGGCUCUACAGCAUCGAGAUGGACCAGAGGAAUGCCGCCAUCGCAGAGAAAAUCGUCCGCCUGGCAGGAUUUGAUGACGACACAGUGGAGCUUAUUGUGAAUCCAUCAGAUGAAGUCAUCCCUCGGCUGCGGUCUGACUACGGUUUAGAACGUCUGGAUUUCGUCUUCAUGGACCAUUGGAAGAAAUCCUACUGUCCUGAUCUGCAGAUGCUGGAGGGCUCUGGUCUGCUGGGGAAAGGGUCUAUGAUCGUGGCAGACAACGUGCUGUUUCCCGGGGCGCCGAAGUUCCUCAGACACAUUCGUAAGAGCGGCCUUUAUGAGUGGAAGAUCCACCGGGCCAUGCUGGAGUACAGCAAAGGCAUCAGGGAUGGCAUGGCUGAGCUGGUCUACCAGGGAAUCAAGUAAACGAUGCAGACUGGGAAAUCACACUAUGACACAGAUACAUAUUUUGGGGAGGGAAGGGAUGAAGUGAUGAUGGUGUACCUGAUGUUAAAACUGUCUUUGAGGAAAGUUACAUUCACCUGAAAACUGGAGAAUCGAUUUUUAUAGAUGGUUUUCAUCUGAACUCACCUCAGACAGCGCCCUCCCCUGGGUAACAAAUGUAAAGAAAAGAAAUGAUCUUUGUUACUUGUUACCACUGCCUGUCAUUAUCUGCUGUCAGCUUUCCAUCAAAAGCUAAUGUCAGAAAAAAAAGCUUAUUUCUAUCUAAACAUAUAGUACCUGCCAAAUUUUUGGGGAAAAAAACAACUAUCACAGCAAAAGAAAUAAGAAAUGCAAAUUUUGGUGAGUUUAUAGUUUAUGUCCUUUACUUACAAGUUUAAAAUUUAAAAGUGUUCAAGUGGAAAAUGUAACUGUCAAUAACUGUUCAAUGAAAUAAAAUAAACUGUGGAAAUCAGCA
Messenger RNA from Hippoglossus stenolepis (Pacific halibut), 1600 nucleotides. It is a transcript of the gene tomt, whose product is annotated as transmembrane O-methyltransferase. Gene Ontology annotation, biological process: catecholamine catabolic process; dopamine metabolic process; developmental process. The transcript is spliced from 5 exons. The coding region runs from base 328 to 1107 and encodes 259 amino acids. Lineage: Eukaryota; Metazoa; Chordata; Actinopteri; Pleuronectiformes; Pleuronectidae. Gene Ontology annotation, molecular function: catechol O-methyltransferase activity. The record is from RefSeq and is a predicted model, not a curated record.